Messenger RNA from Alosa alosa (allis shad), 3142 nucleotides. RefSeq names its product opioid growth factor receptor-like protein 1. Lineage: Eukaryota; Metazoa; Chordata; Actinopteri; Clupeiformes; Clupeidae. Gene Ontology annotation, cellular component: membrane. Gene Ontology annotation, molecular function: opioid growth factor receptor activity. The record is from RefSeq and is a predicted model, not a curated record. The coding region runs from base 147 to 1820 and encodes 557 amino acids. The transcript has 8 exons.
GGGCAGUGAUUGAGCAGGAGCCGUUCAUAUCUAAAAUGCCGAACUGUCUUCUUCCUGAUACUUUCAUUUACGUGAAGUGACUCUACUUUCGGUUUCCUUUCUGAGUCAAUGACGCGGUCUAUGGAGAUCAAUUUACAAGACGAGGAAUGAUCUCCCUCAAACGUUUGGUCAACUGCGUUGUAUAUGUUCUGUCCUACUUCGCUCGUCCUGUGUUUUUUUUGGUAGGCCGACUACCACAUCAGGUAAUUUCAUUUAUGGCUAACUUGAGGCCCGCUGUCAGAAAUGACUUUGAAAGCUCCGACUCUGAAAACUCACCUAGGCCUAGACCUCUUCAGGCAAAUUACAGUAGUCCUAAAGGCAACGAUUCAAAAAGUUUGUACAAUGUCGACAGCGACUCUGAUGAAUCAUUCACUUGUGAAUAUGACUCUACGUGGGACGAUGAAGACAAUAUUGAGGACGACACAAACGCAACCUCGAAGACUCAUACCAGGAAGAAGAAGCCUGAGAAGCAGACACAGACUUGGGCAUGGUUAAGGGAUGGAAGAAACACACGUGCUGCCAAGGACAUGCAGACUUACAGACAUGACUAUCCAGAUCAGGGGGAUCCUCCAUCUUGUCAGGAUUUUCAUCCCAAUUUGAAGUUCUACAAAAAUGAAAAAAACUCUCAACCUGAUGAUCUCUCAAUAUUAGACUUCCACAAUAAAUGGAAGGGUGAUUAUUCAAGGCUGGAAAGAGUGCACACAUUCAUCCAGUGGCUCUUCCCAAUACGAGAGGAUGGUAUGAAUGAGGAAGCAUAUAAACUCACAAAAGAUGAGAUAAAGGCAUUCACAGAAGAUGAGACAGCAAAAGAAAGAUUGAGAAGAUCGUAUGAGCUGAUGCUGGAUUUUUAUGGCAUAAAACUGGUGGACCAUCAGACAGGGGAUGUACAACGGGCAGAAAACUGGAAGGAGCGAUAUCACAACCUCAAUAAGUAUAUACACAACAGCCUUCGCAUCACUCGUAUCCUGAAGUGUUUGGGCACCUUGGGAUUUGCAAACUAUCAAGCACCUUUGGUUCGUUUUUUCCUGAAGGAGACUAUUGAGAACAGGGAGCUUCCAAAUGUGAAGGAGAGCGUCCUGGACUACUUUUUGUUUUCUAUCCUUGACAAAGCAAAGCGCAAAGAACUGGUCAAGGAAGCUUUCAUAAUGUUCCAAAGUAGCCAGGGAAAUGAAAAGAGCAAAACAACAUUUAAAUGGUGCCCAAAGUGGGUCCAGAAAAAGUUCCAGGAGGAGCUCAAUAGGGUGGAAAAAGGGACAAAUAGUCUUGACUUUGUGAAAGAAAUUCAGCCUGCCACUGAGGGAAACUCUUGUGAGCGAAAUGAUUCACAGUUAGAAGAGGAGAAAGGUUUAAUUACAAAAACACAGGUCCAUAACAAUGAUGAUACCAGUUUGGGUAGUGCAUCUUUAGAGAGCAAGCACUCAGAUAAAGAUGAUGAAACUUCAGCCAAUAAAGGAGAUGGUGAAAAACAACAUCAAAAUACUGAAGAGGCAGGUGAUGGUAUGAAGGCAAAGAACAACAUUAGUGACAAACAAGAGAACAAAAGCAGACCAGAUGGUUCCAAUAUGGGCAGUGAAUCUUUAGAGAGCAAGCGCUCAGAUAAGGAUGAUGCAACUUCAGCCAGUAAGGGAGAUGGUGAAGAAUAUAAAAAUUCUGAAGUGGCAAAUGAUGUGCAAAGGGAGGAAAAUUACAAAGAUACUGAUGAGAAGUCUGUUGAUUUGUCAGUUGAGAAUUCCAAGUCAGGGGAUGAUCUAUCAGUAGCCACGCCAAGUAGCACCAAAUAGACAUGUGGGUAUAGGUGUCAUUCAGGGAAUGCGCCAAAGGGUGAGUGCAGCAAAAAGUAGGUGGUUCAUUUAGCUGAGAAUUCAGGCACUGAGCUGGAGAAAACAAUCUCAUUGAAAUUCAGCAAACUCCACCUGAGAAUCAGGGAAAGGAGAUGGCUGUUCUAUCUGCCAUAGUCACCAGAGUGUUAGAAGUUAUUUAUGGCCAUUGAUAUAUUGUGCAAUGAGGAUUGAGUAUAGGCUAGACACUGGAAAUAUUUUGUGUUCAGAGAAUCUUUUACCUUUCUAUGCACUGUUUUUGUUUCGUGAAAGCAUGCACAUUAUUAACCAAUAAGUGGUGUUGUAUUGUACUUUACUUUGACUGUUUUCUGUUUUUGUGUUGAUGGCUCAGAGUUGAAUAAAAAAAUAAUAAUUGACUAGAAAUGUAACAUCAACACUGCAAAAUACUGAAGAUUGCUCUUAGAACAUCAGCUGUUUUCAGCAUUAAACUGUAUAUCUGGCUGUUCACAGGGAAUCAGUGUGAUCUGCAUUACAUUAAAAGUUACUUGGCUAGAUACAGUGAAUCAAUAAGAUCUAUCCACAGAUACACAUGGCUGGUUUAACUGUUAAUAUUGGUCUGUUCAGUGGACAGCACUACAGGGUUCUCACUCUAAAUCAAAUGUAAAAUUCCAUGACUUUUCCCUGGCAAAAAAAAACGAAAUUUCUAUGACUUACUAUGAAUGGUACAAUAUACCGACCAAUGAUUUUUAGAGCAGCCACGUAGCGUUCAAGAAUCUUUUACUUUUUUAGAGCAGGAGAUGAAUGAAUGGGCAUUGAAUGAACAAAGUUGGGCUAUUCAAGCAAGCAGUAAAGCUAAUAACCAGAUAUAUGCCAAUUCUGCAUAUCCUGAUAUUCCCUGACUUUCCUUCCAAAAUUCCAUGAUUUUCCAGAAAUUCCAUGACCCGUGGGAACCCUGCUACUAUGAACUAUGUAAAAGACACGUAAAUGUAAAACAAAAAUGCAUUCAUAGUUAUAUAAGUACCCUAACCAGUUCUAUGGAGAAAGUAUUGUAUAUACUGCAGUCAUGUAGUUUGUCUUUGCGUUGGUCCACAAGCAAUUCAGAGAAAGAAGUACUUAUAAUUUAUUGGAGAUCCAUUAGAAAGUCCUGCCCGGUACACCAGUUUUGGUACCAUUAGGCAUCAUGAUUGUUUCAUUACAGUUUUAACACAAAAGUGUCUCUCACCUUUUCUGUACAGGUUCACUUAAGUGUUCAGAAAAUGUUUUUCAUUGUUUAAUGUUAUUUUGUUGUCAUGUUAUGGAUGAACAAUACAGUCUUUAUUCAUUCA